CAACACACACACAGCAGGCAGACCGGCGGUCACAGAGGAUGUACUAUGACACUUUCAAAGCAUUACCUGUUGCUGUCUGAGCUCUCAGACAUGAACUGCAAAGUCCCAUUCCACCCAUUUCACAUGCAGGGUGUGAACCAGGAGCUCUCGGAGGUGCUGAACCAGCUCUGGCGUCUGGAUACCAACCGUCUCAAACCAGGGACGGAUUACCGCAUCUCUCUUCAGGGGAGGGCAGGCUAUGUGGCCCAGGGAAGUCACCAUGCCAGAGACAGAGCCAGGGCUCCGCUCUUCUCCUACGUGAAUGAAGACAAACUGAAGAGUAUUGAGACCUACGCUCAUUUCAUCAACCUGCUGGACAACUACGAGAUGUCCACAGGCGUGUCGGAGACCGUGACUUCAGAGGAGCUUAGAGAGAACCACCUCUUUCUGGACGCCAUACUGGAGACCGACGUCAUGAAGCAUGCUCACAAAUAUCUGGUGAGCAAGGGGCAGUCACCAUCAGACCAGACGCAGUUCAAGAGGCAGCUGUACGACAUCUGGUUCCGGCUCUACCACAGAGACCGGAGCGGAGGUCAAGAUUCCUGUGGGUUUGAGCAUGUGUUUGUCGGGGAAACCAAGUCCGGCCAGGAGAUCAUGGGCCUUCACAACUGGGUCCAGUUUUACCUGCAAGAGAAGCACGACCAUGUGGACUACAAGGGCUACAAAGCGAGGGACAACAAAGACACACCUGAUGAAGAUGACCAUGUCUUGAACCUGCAGUUCAGCUGGAAGGGGCUGGUGAAGCCGGUCGGCGGCUCCUUCAUCGGGGUCAGUCCUGAGUUCGAGAUGGCUCUCUUCACCAUACUCUUCCUCAUAUCGACUGAGAAAAUGACGUCUGAGGUGGUGAAGGUGGACGAGUACGUGAUGGAGCUGGUGGUCUACCGGCAUGGGCGGUCCAUCGGCACCUCCUUCCCUAAGCUGCUCAGCAGUAACAACAGAGAUUUGUAACAUCGCACCUCUCUGGCCUGGAAAACAGUUUACAGCUGUCAUGCAGAUAUAUCUUUUAUAACUUUAGAAACAGUCCAUAGGCAGUGUAUUUUUUUUAGACAACCCCAGAUCAGAUUCAUUUGCACUAAACUUGGGCUAAAACUAACUAAGAGAAGGUAACAUUGUAGCCUACACCUUCUGAUCUGGGUUGUUAAUGAUCACACUUAUGUCAUGUUUUGUAUGCAUCUGUAAAAUGAAUGAAUAAAUAAAUAAAGCUGUU
This is a messenger RNA of Myripristis murdjan (pinecone soldierfish), 1246 nucleotides long. RefSeq names its product poly(U)-specific endoribonuclease-C-like. The record is from RefSeq and is a predicted model, not a curated record. NCBI's taxonomy places the organism in Eukaryota, Metazoa, Chordata, Actinopteri, Holocentriformes, Holocentridae. Gene Ontology annotation, molecular function: RNA endonuclease activity. The transcript is spliced from 7 exons. The coding region runs from base 46 to 987 and encodes 313 amino acids.